AUGAGAGUUCUCUCAGCCUGGGCCUUGAUGGCAGCCGCGACCGUCACCGCGAUCCCUCAACCGCUUCACAAGAGAGACCCUUUCCCGCCUGAUGGAACCGUCGUCGGCGGCGUUCCUCAUCGUCCUUUCAGAAUCAGACGACAGGCAGCCGCACCACCGGCCACUCCUCAAGGAAACCAACUCAUCCCGGUGAUUGUCGGCGGACCGCAAGACACCUUCGUACCGAACUUGAUCACGGCCCAGGUCGGCGAUGUCGUACAAUUCCAGUUCAGCAACGGCAACCACACCGUGACCCAGAGCGCCGAGGGCGCUGCGUGCCAACCGCUUCAGGACACCGUACCCACCGCCAUUCACAGCGGACACAUUCCCUUCAAGGACGGUCAAGCGAUGGUCGGAACUUUCAACAUGCCGAUUACGAGUACCGAAACGAUGUUCAUGUACUGUGCCACGGGACCUCAUUGUCAGGAGGGCCAGGUGCUGGUCAUCAACCCUACAAACGCCCAACAAGUCGUUCAGUACUCGAAACUCGCAGCAGCUGCCAAGGCAAACGUCGACGGCAAGACGGUGGUUGGUGGAGCGGUUGGACAGAUCCCCUUGGCAAACGCAGCGUUCGUUCCGGCGCCGGCCCAGGGUGCCGGAGGUGGUGGCGGCGGCGGCGGCGGUGGAGCUGGAGGGGCCCCUCCCGCAGCUGCUCCUGCCGCCCCGGCCGCUCCGGCCACCCCUGCUGCGCCUCCCGCCGAAGCCCCCGCCGCUGCUCCGGCCGCGCCCCCUGCGGAAGCUCCCGCAGCAGCGCCUCCGGCCUAA
Colletotrichum karsti is the source of this 804-nucleotide messenger RNA. RefSeq lists its product as uncharacterized. Lineage: Eukaryota; Fungi; Ascomycota; Sordariomycetes; Glomerellales; Glomerellaceae. The record is from RefSeq and is a predicted model, not a curated record. Bases 1 to 804 code for a protein of 267 amino acids. The transcript has 3 exons.